This is a messenger RNA of Cynocephalus volans (Philippine flying lemur), 5870 nucleotides long. RefSeq names its product zinc finger protein 654 (gene ZNF654). The record is from RefSeq and is a predicted model, not a curated record. Gene Ontology annotation, biological process: regulation of transcription by RNA polymerase II. Gene Ontology annotation, cellular component: nucleus. The coding region runs from base 66 to 3548 and encodes 1160 amino acids. Gene Ontology annotation, molecular function: DNA binding; DNA-binding transcription factor activity, RNA polymerase II-specific. NCBI's taxonomy places the organism in Eukaryota, Metazoa, Chordata, Mammalia, Dermoptera, Cynocephalidae. The transcript is spliced from 8 exons.
AGCCGAGGCAGCUACAGCGGCGGCGGCGGCGUAGGGGCUGGUACGCGCUGGGCGGCGAGAGCCUCAUGGCGGAGGAAGAGAGCGACCAAGAGGCCGAACGCCUCGGAGAAGAGCUCGUGGCCAUUGUGGAAUCCCCGCCGGGCCCUGUGGGGAUUAGAGCUGCGAGCGACAGCAGAGGCGGCGUUGGCUGCGGCAGCGGCGGCGGCGGCGGCGUCGGGAUCAGCAGUCGGGAUUACUGCCGACGCUUCUGUCAGGUGGUUGAAGAUUAUGCUGGAAGAUGGCAGGUCCCUUUGCCACAGCUUCAGGUUCUUCAGACUGCACUUUGUUGUUUUACAUCAGCCAGUGCAUCAUUCCCAGAUGAAUGUGAGCACGUACAAUAUGUUUUGAGUAGCCUUGCUGUGAGUUUCUUUGAGUUGCUGCUGUUCUUUGGAAGAGAUGAGUUUUAUGAAGAGCCCUUAAAGGAUAUUCUUGGAUCAUUCCAGGAAUGCCAGAAUCACCUCCGCAGAUAUGGAAAUGUGAAUCUGGAACUGGUGACUCGAAUCAUUAGAGAUGGUGGUCCGUGGGAAGAUCCAGUGUUGCAAGCUGUUCUUAAAGCCCAGCCAGCAUCUCAGGAGAUAGUGAACAAAUAUUUAAGUUCUGAAAAUCCACUGUUCUUUGAACUACGUGCCAGAUAUUUAAUUGCUUGUGAACGCAUACCCGAAGCAAUGGCUCUUAUUAAAUCUUGUAUAAAUCACCCAGAAAUCAGUAAAGACUUGUACUUCCAUCAAGCACUCUUCACAUGUCUGUUUAUGUCACCUGUAGAAGAUCAGCUAUUCCGGGAGCAUUUAUUGAAAACUGAUUGUAAGAGUGGAAUUGAUAUCAUCUGUAACACUGAAAAAGAAGGCAAGACUAUGUUAGCCUUGCAACUCUGUGAAUCCUUUCUUAUUCCACAGCUCCAGAAUGGGGAUAUGUACUGUAUCUGGGAGUUGAUUUUCAUAUGGAGUAAACUACAGCUUAAAUCUAAUCCUUCAAAACAAGUUUUUGUAGAUCAAUGCUACCAGCUUUUAAGAACAGCAACUAAUGUGAGAGUCAUAUUUCCUUUCAUGAAAAUCAUUAAAGAUGAGGUUGAAGAAGAAGGCUUGCAAAUUUGUGUUGAGAUAUGUGGUUGUGCUCUACAACUCGACCUUCAUGAUGAUCCCAAAACUAAAUGUCUAAUUUAUAAAACAAUUGCACAUUUUUUGCCUAAUGAUUUGGAGAUCCUCAGGAUUUGUGCGCUCUCAAUAUUCUUUCUUGAGCGCUCCUUAGAUGCUUAUCAUACUGUUGAAGAGCUUUACAAACGUCCAGAUGAAGAAUAUAAUGAAGGCACAAGUAGUGUUCAAAACCGUGUUCGUUUUGAAUUACUUCCAAUUUUGAAAAAGGGAUUGUUUUUUGAUCCUGAAUUCUGGAACUUCAUAAUGAUUAAGAAAAACUGUAUAGCAUUACUGAGUGAUAAAACAGCAGUCAGAUUUUUAAAUGAAAGUACACUGGAAAAUUCUACAGGUAAUCUAAAAAGGACAGUGGAACAGCAAGGUUUAAAUGAAGCGCCUGACUCUCUUACAGAUCAGAGCACUGGGGAGACUGAUCCUGAUGAUCCAUCUGGAGCACAGUUUAAAGGUCAUAUUAAUACAAAGAAAAACCUUAUAGCUAUUAAUACUUCCAAAGUAGAUCACAGUGUCCCAAGGCAUCGGUGUAUGUUAUGUAACAAGGAAUUUCUAGGUGGUCACAUUGUACGGCACGCUCAGGCUCAUCAGAAAAAAGGCAGUUUUUCAUGUGUAAUAUGUUGUAGAAAAUUUAGAAACAGAGGACUUAUGCAGAAGCAUUUAAAGAAUCAUGUUAAGAAGAUGCAGAGACAGCAAAUUGCUGCAGCUCAACAGGACGAUCAGGAAAUCACUGCUUUGGAAGAAAUAAAUUGUUCCAGUUCUUCCAUUUCAUUUGAAAAUGGGAAUUCUGAUAAUAAGGAUUUAGAAGUGGAGACUCUUACUGCUUCCAGUGUUGGAAACCAAGAAGUCAUCCCUGAGCAUGUGGCUGAAUUCAUUGAAAUUCCUGUAAGCAUACCAGAAGAUGUUAUUGAAAACGUUAUUGAAAAUGGCAGUCCUGAUACUUCUUUAAAUGUCCUGAAGCCUUUACCUGAAUGUGAGGAUUAUGAGGAGGAAGAGGAUGAAGAAGGUGAUUAUGAAGAUGAUGAUUAUGACCUAAAUCAAGAAACUUCAGUACUUCAUAAAAUCAAUGGAACUGUGUGCCAUCCAAAAGACAUAUAUGCUACAGAUCAAGAAGGAAACUUUAAAUGCCCUGCUCUUGGCUGUGUCAGGAUAUUUAAAAAAAUUGGAUUUCUAAAUAAACAUGCAAGGACUGUACAUCCAACUGAUUUAAAUGUGCGACAAACGGUAAUGAAGUGGAGCAAAGGAAAAUGCAAAUUUUGUCAAAGGCAAUUUGAAGAUUCUCAACAUUUUAUAGAUCACCUUAAUAGACACAGCUAUCCAAAUGUGUACUUUUGUUUGCAUUUUAAUUGCAAUGAAUCAUUUAAACUGCCAUUCCAGCUUGCCCAGCAUACAAAAAGUCACAGCAUAUUUCAAGCUCAGUGUAGUUUUCCAGAAUGCCAUGAGCUUUUUGAAGAUCUUCCUCUGCUAUAUGAACAUGAAGCUCAGCACUAUUUAAGUAAAACACCAGAAUCGUCUGCACAACCAAGUGAAACAAUUCUUUGGGAUGCUCAUACAGAAUCAAAUCCUAAUCAUCAGGAAAAAGACUCAUCUAGUAAUGAGAAACAAACUAUUAGUCUGCCAGUUUCAACUAGCAAAUCAAGGAAAGAUUCUACAGAACCAAAGACAUGUAUAGAAAGCAUGGAAAAGAAAACAGACAGUUCAGUUCAAAAUGGAAGUGAACAUUCUGUUGACACUGUUUCAAAUAUAAGCUUGAUAGACCAAAAGAUGACUGACAUAGAGCCAAAUUCUGAAAAUAAUUGUAGUGUUAGUGAUUUAGUCAAUGGACAUAGUGAAAUAGAGCAAACACCUUUAGUUUCAUCAGAUCCUGCUUUGAAAAUUGAUACAAAUAGAAUUAGGACAGAAAAUGGUUCCAUUUUACCCACUGUUGUAUCACAAGAACACAAUAUCCUACCAGUAUCUCAGGCACCUUCCAAACCAAAUCUGACAAGUGAACAUACUUCAUAUGGCUUAAUUUUAACAAAGCCAUAUGUCAGACCAUUGCCUCCUAGUUACCUUGAUGAACGGUACCUUAGUAUGCCAAAACGCAGAAAAUUUCUGACUGAUAGAGUAGAUGCCUGUUCUGAUCAAGAUAACAUUUGUAAAAAAUCAGUGAAAAGAUUAAGAUGUGGCAAAUGCCUAACCACCUACUGUAAUGCAGAAGCACUUGAGGCUCACCUUGCACAAAAGAAAUGUCAGACACUCUUUGGAUUUGAUUCAGAUGAUGAAAGUAAGUCUUCUAUCUUCUCAGUAGAUGUAUCUGUAGAAAUAGAAAAUGCCAUAAAUAUAACUAUAAUAGAUCUUUACGAGGUAAAAAAAUUAGCAUUUGUAUAGCACAGAUGGUGAAGCACUACCCCACACGUUAUUCUCUUCAAUCCAUACAACCACUGUGAAGUGCUAUUACUAUUCUUGUUUUAUAGGUCAAGCAAGUGAAAUUCACAAAUUAAGUAAUUUGCAUAGACCUAUGAACUUGUGGAAGCCAGAAUCUGAACACAAGUUUUUUAUACCCUUUGAUCAUACUCUUUCCUCUGUAUCAGGGACUUUUCUUCAUUCCCAGUUUCAUGUAAUAGAAGUUUUAGAAGCAAAGUAAUUUUGAUGGAAAUGUUUUUUCAUCAGCAUGCCAGAACAUAAAUCAAGUGAGACUGAGUCUCUAUUACAAAAACAGAAGUAAAAAAAGAACCAGAAAAUUGAAAAACAAAAUUAGCAAAAGAGGAGAUUUUCUUUUUACUAAUAUCAAUAUCCCUUGAAUGAGUGAGGGUAUAAAUUAAACAGGAAUCUAACUUAGAAUUCCAGCUGAACAUCUAUAAAAUUUGAAUUAAUAGACAUGUUCUGUUUUACAGGUGCCUGAUAAAAAUGUUUCAGAAAGAUCUGUCGAUCAAGCAGUAGUGUGAGAAAAGCACUACAAGAAAAUGCAUCAUCAGUUUGCUAUUUCCCUGAUGGCCUUAAUUUUAGAGUGGUCUCGGAUUACUAAUGAUAAGAUAAAGCACAUUUUCUAGAAUGAACCCACAAAGGAGAUGUGCUGGCUUAGACUCCAAAAGGGUUAAUAUAGAACUCCCAAAGUACCAGUUAUCCAGAAAACCACAUUUUAAAAAAGUUUAUGAUGAUUAAUAGCAGCAUGUUCAGUUUCGCUUAUGUGGGAAACAUGUUCAGGCAACUAGUCAGAAAGAAAAACCAGCUAUAGCCUUACAGAAAGGGAAGUUAACCCACUAUAAAAAAGGGAGGGGGGAUGGCUUACAAUAAUAAACAACUUAAAAGUAUUCUACAAAUGGGAUUUGUUUUCUUGUCAUGCAUAAUCAGAUUACGUCCUCCCUUCUGGUCACAUAUGUUCUAAGGAGCCAUUGCUGUUUGGUUUGUGAUAUAAUUUAGAAAGUGAUACAUGAAAAUAAAACUUGAUUUAUCAUCACCAUACUAUCUAUUAAAGAUUGUAAUUUAUUUCAAAUGAAUAAUUAGGCCAAAGUUGUGAACGGCAUGCCAACAAUGAAAAUUAAAAAACAAAACAAAACAAUAAUGCUUUGCUAAUAAGCUCUUUAUAAGGCCUUCCACUUUCCACUUUUGUAAUAAAAAUUAGUUAUAUUAAAAGGCAAAUGUAUAUUUAAAAGAAAAAAGUACCAUCAGUAACUUUGGGGAAAGAUGGGAGGAAUCUAAGACCAUUAUAGGAUAUAUAGUUGAGAAGGAAAACACUGAAUUGCAAAUUCUUCAAUGUGAAUAAUGAAAGCACACUGGGAUAUUUCUGUUUGUAUAUAGUAGUAGGACAUUGCUUGAUGAUUCAUAGUAAAGUCCUUCAUACAUUUAAUGUGAGUUAUCUAAGUACAGUCCUAUAAAAAUAGAUUAAAAAAAUAUGUCAGCUGUGAAUCAGGUCAAGAAUUCAUUUUAUUUAAUUAGAAGAGUAAUUCCAGAAUAAGCCAUACUACUCAUGUUUUUUAUUCAUAAGUGAUGAAUUUGGUCUGAAUAGCAAUUUUUAUAUAUAAAAGGAAGUAUUUACACAAAAACUUAGCAAGAACACAAUAAGAGAUAUAUUGAUGUAUUAUUUUCCUUGGUGACCAGUAAUUUUCCUAAGAAGAUUUUAACUUAAUAGUCAAUAAAUUUGUUAUUAAAUGUUCUAAAAAAUACCCUCUCAAAUGUUUUCCACUUACCCAUUAUUGAAAGGAGGAUGUUUAAAGACCUCUCUUACCUAAUACAAGAGUACUUCAAAAAAUUUGUGGAAAAAUAGAAUUAAAAGAUAAUACCAAUCUUUCAAUGUACUUUUCAAAGUACCCUGUAGUGUAUUAAUCUAAGACGGAUAAAAAAAACAAAAAUGCAAGGGCAAAUUUUUAAAAAAUGGACAUAUUAAUGUAUCAUUAUUAAAUAUUCCAGUUAUUCCAACUGAUAAAUUUUUGUUCAAAGCAGAUAAUAUUAUCAGACCCUACUAUUACAAAUUUUAUAAUAGAGCUUCUGGGAUGAGGUUACUAGGGAAGAGGGACAUUACCUCCAGGGUAGCAUCCAGACUUUAUUAAAUUAGGAUUUCCAAGUCACGAUAGAUCAAAUGAUAUCCCCCCCCAAAAAAAUCUCACUUUAUUUAUCAUGAGCAUUCACUGCUAUGCAAUGAUUGUCAUAAGUCCAUUCCAAUCAAAUUUAAGUUUAUUUUUGUUAUGUAGCCUAUAUUAGGCUGUGGUAUUU